AUGCAUACAGGAGCACGUCUGGCCAUUGGUGCGCUCGGCAUCCAUGCCCAAGGGCGCAUUGUGGUCGAUUAUGGAGAAGAACAGGGGGCAGUGACCACUGACUGCACUUUGGGAUUCAUAACCCGUGUGACUCUCGUUAAUCUAACAUUCCCCUUAAACUAUGAUAUAAAUCAGUUCACCAGCUGCCUCAAUUCCACCAUUGUCAAAGACAACUUGGAUGCCCUCGUUAACCAGGUGCAGGAGCAGAACUACACAAAGAUUGUUCUCAGCAAGUUGCGAGAGGCUUACAAUGCCAGCGGCAUCAUCCCAGAAGAACAGGUUCAGAUCUUAGGAGCAAUGUCCCGUAGUGCCACUUUGGCAGACAUCAACAUGUGGAGUAUUAUUCAGAUCGACACACUCGCUUCUUUGAUGGAUGCUUCAAACGGGCCGUGGGACCCGGUUCUGGCCAAAGCCAUCAUCUCCAAGUAUCUGAGUGUAAAGGGGAACAGUCUCAGCAGUGUGGGGCUCAACGCCAUUGGAGGACCAAACCUGUGCACCCUGGAUGUUGUUGUUAUCAGGAACAUUUCGGUUGGAAGCAUCAAGACCGCCGAUGCCCUGGACAUAUCCAGCUGCACCACUGAGAAAAAGCAAGAACUGUUUGCCCUCGCAUAUGAAGCAUUUAUCCCAAUCACCCGCUCAAUCACUAUCUCCACUUCCAGUUACCAGCUCAUACAAUCUUACCUACUGGGUGCAGAUCUUAGGUUUAUCCAAGGUUUAGUGUCUACCAAUAUCAGUAUGGACCUCCCGACCUUCACUGGGCUGCUUGAGAGUGUUAUACAGAACCUGACUGUUAGUGAUGUUAAAGGUCUUCUUGGCACCAACCUCCCACUUUUGAAGUCGUAUGAAAAUGUGACAGUGGUGCGAACCUGGAUCAGUUCACAGUUUCAGUCUGAACUUAAUGGCCUGGGCGUGGGGCUUACAGGAGGCAAGGUUAGCCCCACCACCACUACAUUGGGCACAUCAUCAACAACAACAUCAGGGACAACUUCAACAACAACAUCGGGGACAACUUCAACAACAAAAUCAACAACUGGAUCCAACAGCACCACGGGCAAAGCUCCUCCAGUCCGAGACGCUGGCUUCUCUUUCUUCGCUCUUCUUGUACUCCUCAUCACUUCUCAGUAUGUUGUAAUGUAAAGACAACUUUUCUCAUGGAAAAUUAUUGGAAUAUGAAUUAUAAAAUGGUAGAUAACUGGAUAAAGGCUUGAAAUAAUUUUUUUGUUUUAAUUUAUCAUUAAUAGAAGGAAAUAAUGUUAAACAGAAGGGCAUUUGCUUCAAACGAACAAAAUAGUGCAGGUGCAAUAAGACAAAUUGUAAAUGAUGUAUUUUUGAUGACUAAAUCUUCCUGAAACCUUUUCAUAAACUAUUUCUAAGGUCAUAUUUUUGCCUUACUUGUUUUCUAUUUUUUUAUUGUUCCAUUUAAAUUAAGAUUGUUAAAAGGAUGAGGAUUCAACAGAAAAAUGACAGGUUCGGGUGACGGGUAGCAGUUUUCAUGAUAGCACUUUCUUUAUUUAGUCUUACUAUGAAAAUGUAUUUGAGAGAUUAAUAAUAAACACAUUUUAAACAGC
This is a messenger RNA of Neolamprologus brichardi, 1607 nucleotides long. The record is from RefSeq and is a predicted model, not a curated record. NCBI's taxonomy places the organism in Eukaryota, Metazoa, Chordata, Actinopteri, Cichliformes, Cichlidae.